Molecule: messenger RNA, 3308 nt
Organism: Sorex araneus (European shrew)
Lineage: Eukaryota; Metazoa; Chordata; Mammalia; Eulipotyphla; Soricidae
Gene: TDG
Product: thymine DNA glycosylase
Exons: 10
Coding region: 289-1545 (418 amino acids)
Biological process (GO): base-excision repair, AP site formation
Cellular component (GO): nucleus
Molecular function (GO): mismatch base pair DNA N-glycosylase activity
Source: RefSeq, a predicted model, not a curated record
CGUCACGUGACGAGGAGGGCGGGGUCUCUGGCACUGCGCGGCCGGAAGCGUCCCGCGGCCGGGGAGAGAGUGGGUAAGAGGGCGGGGGGGAGGGGGAGACUAGCCGCUUGGGGGAGGAGCUUGAGCGCCAGCCGUCGUCUCCGUUCUGCCAGCAAUCGGGUCCGCGUCUCUGGUGACUGUCAUACAGCUUCAAGUCCUUACCUCGCGGCACUACAGACUCCCACCUCCCCUCACCGAGUCGUUUACGCUUGCCCGACAAGAGCGAUCCCCGGCGAUCGGCGGCAGGGAAUGGAAGCGGAGAACGCGGGCAGCUGUUCCCUUCAGGUUCCGCCUUUCUAUUCGUUCCCAUUUCCACCAGCGAUGGCCGAGGCGCCUGCCCCCAUGGUACCGAGGGAAGAGCCGAUGCCUGAGGAGCCAGCGCCGGCCGAAGCCCCGCUGCCCGCCCCGGCGGAGGAGCCCAUGCCAGAGGCCCCAAGAGGAAGAAAAAGGAAACCUAGAGCAACACAAACCAAAAAGCCCGCGGAACCCAAAAAGAAGGCAGCAGAACCCAAAAAACCUGCUGAGGCAAAAAAAUCUGGCAAAUCCAAAAAAUCAAAAGACAAGCAAGAAAAAAUCACAGAUGCGUUUAAAGUCAAAAGAAAAGUAGACCGUUUUAAUGGCGUUUCAGAAGCUGAGCUUUUGACAAAGACUCUCCCCGACAUUUUGACGUUCAAUCUGGACAUCGUCAUUAUUGGCAUAAACCCCGGACUCAUGGCUGCUUACAAAGGGCAUCAUUAUCCUGGACCUGGAAACCAUUUUUGGAAGUGUCUGUUUAUGUCAGGGCUGAGUGAAGUUCAGCUGAAUCACAUGGACGACCACACGUUACCGGGGAAAUACGGUAUUGGGUUUACCAAUAUGGUGGAAAGGACCACGCCAGGCAGCAAGGAUCUUUCCAGUAAAGAAUUCCGUGAAGGAGGACGUAUACUCGUGCAGAAGUUGCAGAAGUAUCAGCCAAGAAUAGCAGUGUUUAAUGGAAAAUGUAUUUAUGAAAUAUUUAGUAAAGAGGUUUUCGGAGUCAAGGUGAAGAACUUAGAGUUUGGACUUCAGCCCCAUAAAAUCCCAGACACAGAAACUCUCUGCUAUGUCAUGCCGUCAUCCAGCGCCAGAUGUGCUCAGUUCCCUCGCGCCCAGGACAAAGUGCAUUACUACAUUAAGUUGAAGGACUUAAGAGAUCAGCUGAAAGGCAUUGAACGGAACACAGACGUUCAGGAGGUGCAAUAUACAUUCGACUUGCAGCUGGCCCAAGAGGAUGCAAAGAAGAUGGCUGUUAAGGAAGAGAAGUACGAUCCGGGUUACGAGGCCGCGUACGGAGGCGCGUACACUGGAAACCCGUGCAGCAGUGAGCCCUGCAGCGCCCCUGCCAACGGGCUAAUGGCUCCCGGUGGAGAGUCGGCGCUGAGUGACAUUCCAAAUGGGCAGUGGGUGGCCCCGCCGUUCGCAGACCAGAUUCCUGCCUUCAGUACGCCGUGCGGCACGCAAGAGCAAGAGGCGGGAAACCUGGCCUGAGUGGUGCUUCUUGGCCCUGCCGCAGCGCUGCAGUUUUAAUGCAGCAGUCAGGAAGUGGCCCUCAGUUGCUGACUGAAGUAUUUUAUUAGCAUUUUACUCGAGUGAUGUAAUCAUGGUACAGUUGUGUAGUAGAAUCAACUGUAUGAACCUAAGUAGUUUGGAAAAGAAGAAGUAGGGUUUUUUUUUUUUGUAUGUGAGUUUUUGUAUCCGAAUUAGCCAUCAUUCCAGCUUUUUAUAAACUGUAUUUCACGUAUGAAGAUCCUGAUUUACUUUGGGGAAUCACUUUUACCCUGUACUUUUUAAAAGGCAAGUGUCUGAAUAUUUAUUUUUAUGAUGAACUGUGUCUAAACCUAGAUCUCUACACCCUCGACCCCUUUCUAUGCCCGAGCAGGGCAUGUUUCUCGAGCGGUGCUGCGGGGAGGCCGGCGGCGGCCGUGUGUGCGUGGGCCCUCUGCAGAGUCGCGCGGCAGGGGGCUGUGCUGGACGGGCUCCCGGCGUCCCGGGGCACUCACUCACCUGCAGCUGAGCGCGGUGGUCAGUCUCUGGGGCAGAGAGACUGCAGGGAGGCCUGGCUGCUGCAGGGGACCCGCCCCGACCCAGCCACCCAAGCCCGGUAUCGGCCUCCUCACCCGCGUGCAGAAACACCUCUGCCCGCAGGUGAGUUCAGAGACUGUCAAGGACUUCUCACUUGUGUCCGCUUCCCCUCUGUGGUGCCUUUCCCCAUCUGAUGGGGAAAGCACUGGAAGUCUCUCCAGAUUAUUUAGCCUCCUUGUCUUGAAGGACGUUCCUUGGAAACUGGUAACAAAUGAUUUUUCAGGCCGAGGACUAAGGUGCUAGGGGUGUUUGAUCAUCUGAUUAAAACUGGUGCUUUUAUGUACACAGAUGUACCGAGACAAACAGUACAGACUUUUUCUUGCUAGGCAAACCUGAUAAACCAAGUAUUUAAAAAUACUUUUCUUCUGCAUCGUCAUCUCUGCUCGUUGCCGUGGACUCGUGAACCCCGAGCUGGGUUCAUUUAGAGUAGUGCUCCUUGGUGAUUUGCCUGCCGCGUUUUCCAUGGUGCUAGCUACACUUAGUCUGCACUACUGGAGCUGAUAGAACUUAGAGCUGGGGGUCCAGAAGCGCUAUGUGAGUCCAUUCCCAAUCUCCUCUGUCUGGGGCAUGCUGUUUUUCAUAUGAAAAUAUUUAUGAUUUCCCCCCCCCCAGAGGUCAUAUGGCCUGAUCUCUUUAUGAUAAGAGAAACCCAAGUUGUGUAUCUUAAUAUGGUUUUUUUCCCUUAGGUGGACUGUGAUAGAGUUUGUUUUCUUUCAGUCUAGGUCAAACUGUGUAGUCAUUCAUGUUAUUGAAAUCAUGUACUGUACUGCUGUUUACAUGGAUGUUUGUGCGGGUACUUGGAAGUGCCUUGCAUCAGGGAUCAGGAGCAAUUGAAUUAUUUUUUCAUGGGAUUAUGUAAAGCAUGUAACUUGUUAUUGCUUUUGUAUACAUCUAUUGAAACCUUAAAAUAAAUUCUCCCCCCCCCCUUUUUUUUUUGCGUGCAGAAAAUAGGCCUUUAAGUAAUGGCAGACACACACUAGCGUGUGGUUGUGAGGAGUUUUCCAGGCAUACAACGAUGAUGUUUUUCCUAAGUACAAUGAAUGAGGAGUAAAUGUUGGUAUAUCCUAUGUGUGAUACGACGGUAUGACUUUCAUUAAAUAAUAUGAAAAGGUUUUAAAAUUCAUUUGAAAGUGAUGAUUUCUAAAUAAAAACUACUUUAAGAAGGAUUA